AUGUCGGCAUAUACGGAGGAAGUUUUAAUUUCAAAACUUAACAAACUUGUUGACACUCAAGAAUCUAUUUCUUUGCUCUCACAGUGGUUUAUGUACCAUCGGCGGCAUGUUGCGACUAGUGUGGAUAUAUGGAAUCGUGAACUUCGAAAGGCAUCAUCUGCACGGAAACUUUCAUUUAUAUACCUUUGUAAUGACGUUUGUCAAAAUAGCCGACGAAAAGGUUUAGAAUUUACCCAAGAAUUCAAAAAAGUUCUUCCAGAUGCCAUGGAACACACGUAUCGCCAUGCAACAGCUGAUGUUCAAGGUAUUAUAAGGCGAGUUAUCAACAUAUGGGAUGAAAGAGAAGUAUUUGACAAGGACUUCCUAGACGAGUUGCGAAGGCGUUUCACAGGUCAAAAAACUCUUAAAUCAGAACAACAACUGAUACAAUCAGUACUUAAUACACCAUCACAUCCAUGCCGCCCGGACAUUGCAAAGUUAAUGACUGCAACACAAUCUAUUUCAGAAUCAGAAUCAAUCGUGCAUGAAUAUGGAAAUAAAGUUGCGAAGAUUUGGUCGGAAGUAAUGGAAGCGGAAGAAAAACCUAGUCCAUCCAUACUUUCACAACAACUUGACCAUCUUCUUCGCGUGCUUACUGAACAUCAAAAUCUUGUCUCGAAAAAUAUUACAAAUCGAACACAACUAAUCAAUCAAAUGAAAGAGAUAAUGGCACAGGAAGAAAUGAGAUUAAGGCUAGAUAAUAAAAGCCUACUGGAUACUCAAUCUAAAAUCAAUGAAACUAAGGAAUGCAUAGAACAGUUAAGAUCAAUAAGCGAUUUUCGGUAUAAUGCGAUCCCAGAUAGAAAUAAAAAUAAGCAUAAUGGUGAGUCUCGAUAUGAACCAAACGGUGAAAAUCGGCAAAAGGAUCAACAACAACAACACGCCAUUAAAGAGAAUGAGUCUAAACCAAGAUCAAUAAAAACAAAUGAAGCAUCGCAACAAUUAAUGAAGGUAGAAGAGGAAUCUCAAGAAAGUACUUCGUCAAGCUACGAUCCUUCGAUUCAUUUGACUUUGCCGCCAUCAUCAUUUACCUCUGGAUCAAUGUUACCGUCAGAAACUCAACUAUUUGGAGAUUCGUUUUCUCUUAUGAACGACCAACUGCAGGUUCCUUAUCAAAGUACGUCCAUUUCUUCUUCUAUAUCGAAUUCACCGGCACCUUCCAGCAAUAGUGAUGAAUACAGUGAUCCUUUAGUAUCCACGGACCAUAGAGGAUGA
Messenger RNA from Cetraspora pellucida, 1254 nucleotides. The record is from the annotation of a GenBank genome assembly. Lineage: Eukaryota; Fungi; Glomeromycota; Glomeromycetes; Diversisporales; Gigasporaceae.